AGUCUGUACGUGCUCGAGGACUUCCUUCACUGUGGAUCGUUCACAGAGGUCAGCGGUCAGAAGGUCAGAGGUCAGGUGUUUUUCUCUGCUGGAUUCUGUCGGGGAACCCUGAAGAACCUGCUGUGGUUCCACUGCACAGGACCAGGACCAGGACCAGGACCAGGACCAGGACCUGAAGCUGCUGCUGGUUCUUGUUCUUGUUGUUGCUGAGUGAGCAGAGAUGAAGCUGGAGGUGAAGAUUCAGGCUCUGAGGUUCUGCUCUACAGUCUUUAACUGCAUCUUCCUGGCUCUGGGUGUGAGUGUAGCUGGCUGUGCAGUUUGGAUCCUGUUUGACAGGGGAAGCUUCCUGACCGUCGUCUCCUCAGUGGAGCUGAAGACAGUGGGGGCGGGGCUGUUGGUGAUUGGUGGAGUGGUGAUGGUGGUCAGUGUUGUGGGAUGUUUAGGAGCUCACAGUGAGAACAGAUUCCUGCUGCUGAUGUACAUGGGCCUCCUCAUCGUGCUGGUCCUGGGUCAGCUCUUCAUCACACUGCUGCUGCUCAUUAACAGGCGGAAGAUCAAGGAGAGUCUGGACGAAGCGGUGGAUCAGAUCAUCGUUGGGUACGGACACAGAGACAGAUGGGACGGACUGAUGGAGAACGUGCAGCACUACGGGCAGUGUUGUGGUAGGACGGGCCCAGAGGAUUGGCUGAAGAACUCUAUUAUCAAGAGUCACAACUGGACAGAUGUACUUCCUUGUUCCUGUUUUAACUCCAGUCGUCCCAGCUUCAACUCGUCCUGGUGCUCCGAAAAGUCCACUGAGCCGCUGAUUGGACGAGGAAAUGGCUCAUAUGAUCAGGGCUGCAAACAGAAGCUCAGUGAUUGGCUGCAGGAGAACGCUCUGACCAUCGUCGGCAUGGACGUCGGCCUCGUGUUCAUCCAGGUGGUUCAGUUUGUCCUCGCCGUCUACCUGUAUCGAGCGUUUGGCCAAAAAGCUGCUUUGAAAAGAACCAACCUGGUCGAUCAUGACCACGCCCACCUAGACCCCGCCCACACAUACCACGCCCAUCUAGACCCCGCCCACCUAGACCACGCCCCCGGCAGCGACUACGGAACGCAGAACUUCGCCUACACCGAUCCUGAUGAUGGUUAUAUAGACCCCGCCCAGCCAGCACUUUACCAUGACGACCCAAACUACGGAGACACCGCCCACUUAUCACCAUGACAACCAGAUGUAGCUGGAAACAGCACAGAGCUGGAGGCUCCAAACUAAACUGGUUAUGUUGAUAUUUGUGGACCACAGCAGUUGUAUAUUAAAUAUUAUAUAAUAAUAUUAUAAUUAUAAUAUAAUAAUUAUGUUAAAAAUCAAUAAUUUGAUCAAAUAAACAGUUUGUCUUGAGUUUCUCUCUGAACAGGACGGAGAAGCUUCUGGAAUAAACAAACAUAUUGUUUAUAUUUGUGGACUCUUAUUAAAGGUCGAAGGUCGUGUGUGUUAGCACAAUGCUACUGAAACAAACGCACAGUUAGCAUUUAUUAUUAGUUGUAUGAUCUAUUUUUUGUCUCUGAUUUAAUUUAAUUUAAUGAAAUCUAUGUGCAGAAGUGUCGUUCAGUUCUGAUUUGUCAAUAAAGUUGUUAAAUAAA
Molecule: messenger RNA, 1617 nt
Organism: Thunnus maccoyii (southern bluefin tuna)
Lineage: Eukaryota; Metazoa; Chordata; Actinopteri; Scombriformes; Scombridae
Product: CD82 antigen
Exons: 9
Coding region: 221-1201 (326 amino acids)
Cellular component (GO): membrane
Source: RefSeq, a predicted model, not a curated record